Molecule: messenger RNA, 411 nt
Organism: Belonocnema kinseyi
Lineage: Eukaryota; Metazoa; Arthropoda; Insecta; Hymenoptera; Cynipidae
Exons: 1
Coding region: 1-411 (136 amino acids)
Molecular function (GO): nucleic acid binding
Source: RefSeq, a predicted model, not a curated record
AUGUAUUCAAAUAAUGGCACCUGUUUCGUUGGAGCGAAUAAUGAGCUUGAGCAACUCGGGAGGUUUUUGACUAACGAGUCACAGAACUUGUCAGAAACAAUUGCAAAUAUGGGCGUCUCGUGGCAUUUCAUUCCAGCUUAUUCUCCUCAUUUUGAUGGAAUCUGGGAAGCUGGAGUGAGGUCUACGAAAUACCACCUAAAACGUGUUGCGGGCAACAAUGUUCUAACUGUCGAGGAAUUUUAUACCCUACUGGUUCAAGAAGAGGGUUUGCCCAAUUCCCGACCCCUGACGCCCCUUUUUUCCGACCCUAAUGAUUUUUCUCCUCUGACUCCUGCUCAUUUUCUGAUCGGACGGCCAAUUAAUUCUGUUGCUGAUCCAGAUUUAUCUCACCUGCCAGAAAACAGACUCUAG